Chlamydomonas reinhardtii is the source of this 673-nucleotide messenger RNA. RefSeq lists its product as uncharacterized. Bases 40 to 264 code for a protein of 74 amino acids. Lineage: Eukaryota; Viridiplantae; Chlorophyta; Chlorophyceae; Chlamydomonadales; Chlamydomonadaceae. The record is from RefSeq and is a predicted model, not a curated record. The transcript has 2 exons.
GAGGUGCGCUACAACAUCCAACUCUACUUCGUCGAUAACAUGGCUGGUACAUUGCAGGCUUUCGCGAUCGGGGCUCGUCCCGCGAUGGACAGCGUGGAGGCCGCGCUGGACCGCGUCAAGAUGAACAUCUAUCUACCUCAAGUUCGCGGACUGGGGGCUGCCCUGCCCCAUUACAGGAGUGCCGGGCGCAAUGGCGCAGGCGGCGGCGUUUGGCGGCCAGCAGGCGGCCAGCGGCAGCUCGUGAAAGCGGCGCUGUUGGACUGAGGUGAAAGGGCGUAAGGUGCUGUAGGCUUGUGGUGCCCGUUGCAUCUAGACUCAUGGCGUGGGCAAGACAGAUGUCCCUGUAGAAGUGGUAGAGCGCACGCAGCAGCAGGAGCAGGAGGGAAGAGGGCAGGGUUUGGUGGCGACGGCGUGGCGACGGCCAGGUUGGUGGUGGGCAAGGAGCAAGUUAGCAAGCGGCCGGGGCAGGGCCUGUGGGCAUCAGCAGCAACCGUACGCUGCUGUGACAGCGGCAGCACGCAAACGUGUGUGCGUGUGCUGUGUGUGCAGGUGUAUGUGCGUGAAAGUGUGCAGAUCCGCCGGGUUUAUUCGCACUCGACACUAGUUUAGUAAAGCACGUCGAUAACCGUAUGUAUGUCCACUGCUACAGGGUUGUUUGUAACCGUCGAAGAGG